UCGUACUUGACCCAAUUUAUAGACACCAAUGAAUCGAAACGGAUUCGAUGUCGGCGUUACGAACCAACUAUUUAAAGGGAUGCCCACUCGAAUUAAAAAUACAAUUGACUUCGACGAGUUUCGAAUUCGCCAAGAAAAAUGUUCCGAUUGGCAUCUGUACUGGUUUUGGCAGCCGCAUGCUGUGCAGCUCCCCUGGGAGAUACUGGGAUUAAUUUUUUUAGCAACACGUUCCACAAGAGCGCUCCAUUGAAGGCUCACGCUUACGCAACUGAGGUUCACCAUCCAGUUGCCUACUCCGCAGGCAUCGCACUUGCUCCGGCUGUCAAAGGAUACGCUUAUGCUUCGGAAGUCCACCAUGCACCAACUUUUGUUGCCCCCGUUGCUAAAGGAUAUGCUUACUCCUCUGAAGUUCAUCACGCUCCAGUAGCACAGGCUGUUCAACCAAUCAAGGGUUAUGCCUACUCUUCUGGAGAGAGUAACUCACAACCAGAAUCAGCAGUAUCUUAUGCCUCUGAGGAAGCCCAAGAAGCCCCAGCUCAAGAUUCAGAGGAAGCCCCAGCAGCUGAUGCUUUGGAGGACAAACAAGUAGCUCAGGAAGAACUUCCAGUCGAAGCACCGAAACAAGAAGAGUUGCCAAGCACCUAUGCCUCCAAUGAUGCUGACCUCCCCAAAGAAGCACCAUCCGCCCCUAACGCCGUGAAAGGUUAUUCAUACGCAUCUCAAGUGCACCACGCUGCUCCAGUAGUUGCUGUGCCAGCACCAGAUCAUGCCCUAGCUUAUGCAGCUGCUCCAGUGAAGGGAUACGCUUAUUCUUCUGAAGUUCACCACUCAGCUCCGGCUGUUGCUGUUGCACCAGUGGCAGCUAAAGGUUUUGCUUAUUCUUCCGAAGUCCAUCAUCCAUCCGCUGCAGUAGCUUAUGCAGCUGCUCCUGUAAAGGGAUACGCCUACUCUUCUGAAGUUCAUCAUUCAGCUCCAGUUGCUGCCAAAGGUUUCGCUUAUUCUGCACAAGUCCAUCAUCCAUCUGUUGCUGUUGCACCAGCUGCAUUGACUUAUGCAGCUGCUCCGGUGAAAGGCUACGCCUACUCUUCUGAAGUCCACCACGCAGCUCCAGCUGUUGCAGUUGCACCAGUGACAUACGCAGUUGCUCCUGUGAAGGGAUACGCCUACUCUUCUGAAGUGCACCAUGCAGCUCCAGUUGUUGCACCAGUGGCGUAUGCAGCUGCUCCUGUUAAAGCACAUGCCUAUUCCACCGAAAUUCAUCAUGGAGGCCCAGCAAUAGCUCUUUCUUCAAACCAUCACGCCGUCAUAAACAACUACAAAGGCACUCCUUACUACUAAACCGCCUAAUCACAGAAAUACAAACCUGAUGAUGUGAACCAAAGAGCUGAAAGUUUCUGAACGAACUAUUGGUUACGAACUAUAUUUGAAAAGCUUUUCACAAUAUAAAUAAUAUUUAAAAAGUUGUGUUCUGAAACAUACAGGAUGUUUAUGUUCAAGACAAAUGCCAUAUAAAUUUUAAAACUUUGAAAUAAAGAUUUUAAAAUUA
Molecule: messenger RNA, 1546 nt
Organism: Uloborus diversus
Lineage: Eukaryota; Metazoa; Arthropoda; Arachnida; Araneae; Uloboridae
Product: cuticle protein-like
Exons: 2
Coding region: 139-1338 (399 amino acids)
Source: RefSeq, a predicted model, not a curated record